Messenger RNA from Lolium perenne, 1015 nucleotides. RefSeq lists its product as uncharacterized. The record is from RefSeq and is a predicted model, not a curated record. NCBI's taxonomy places the organism in Eukaryota, Viridiplantae, Streptophyta, Magnoliopsida, Poales, Poaceae.
UUGUCCUUUCGUCAUUUGGAUUUUAGUAAAUACACUUUUAAUGUACUCUCUGUUAGUAAGUUCAUAGUACUGCUAUAUCCACUACAUCAUUAUAUUUUCUGGCUUGGACAUUGUUCUUCCUCACUGAACAUGUCUGUGGAAGUAGGUUCAUUACACUGUAUGCUUUGGAAUGGCUAACCUACUAAGCAAUCUUGAUUGAUAAUGCAGCGUGUGCGUGCUGCUAAAGAUACAGAACAUUUCCAGAAUUCAUCCUCACCACAUGAACAAAGAUUAGUGAAGGCAUCCACAUCCACAACAAAGGAAGUACCAAAACAUAAGACUGCACAAAAGAAACCAAAAACUGUCAUCUUGCUCUCAUUGGCCGCAAGAACUAAAGGCUUGGUGGUUGGUAAAGGAAUCAUAAAAAGUAGAGAUAGCAAAUAUGUGGUUCAAGGGGAUACAUUGGGUGACUCAUUUUGGGCAAUCAGUGUUCUAAAUGUUAGUAAACUUGGAUGUGAAGAACUGCCUCGACCAUUUGAAGAUAUCCAAACUGUAGAAGAUGCUAUUGGUCAUUGCAUUGCUUGGCCAUCUACUCAUGUUAAGAGAGUAAAAGAUGUUUCAAACUAAGGCAACAUGUCUUCUGAUCUUGCAAUGCAAGGAAAUUUCACAAAGUGUGACAAGAGAUCAGGGGAACUCAAAGUGCUGAUCAUUUCACAAGAGCGGAAGAGCAGUGUGUAUUAUUUUAAAUACUAUGUUAUUUAGUUUUUCGUGUGAUGUUGCCUAGCAAGGGGAGGUUAUCUCGUGCUCAGAACAUGUUUAGUUUUCUGUUUUUUCUUUCAUGAACAUCUAGCGCUCACACUUAGGUGUCGUGGUCUGUUUUUAAGUUCAGUAUUUGCGUUUCUUUUAUCAAUCAUUGAACCCUUAGUAUAUUUAUACUGAAAUUAUCAAAUGUGUACUCAAUUGUAUUUUGUUCCUGUGUUGUAAUAUAUUUGGUACAAAUGUGUAUUAUGUUUCUAGUGAAUUUUGAUACUUCCUA